AUUAGAAAGGGAACUUAAUAUGUACAUUCUGGCAAAUGACUCAGUUGACUGGAAUCAAAUUGUCACAUGUGCAGGGAGUUUCUGCUUUCUCAAACCAAAGCUGUGUCAAGAUGGAGCGGAUUGUGUUUUUUAGCGCUUUUUUAUGGCUGUGUUCAUGUCAAGUAAAUGAGCUCCAAUAUGUGUUUGUGCGGCAUGGAAAGGACUUACAUCUGGAUAUAAAGAAAUCUGUUAAACUUGACAAAAAAACUGAUUUGUUCUGGAAAUGUAAUAAAACUAACAAUGUAGCUAAGUAUGGUUUUAAUAUUGAUCCAGUCGUGUUUGACAAAUAUGAAGGAAGGGCUGAGCUAUUUGGACAAAAUUACUCUUUGGUAUUAAAGAAUGUGCAACACAAUGACAGUGGAGAUUAUACUGCACUUGUGGUUGGGGCACAAGACCACAAGGUAGCUGAAUACAAGGUCAUAGUCCAAGAUCCAGUGUCUCCAGUUAACCUGACAGUGGACUCUGUGUCUGGCAGCUCAGAGUCCUGUGUCCUUGCUGUGAACUGCAGCACAGUGGAUUCAUCCAUCCACCAUUCUUUUAGAUGUGAUGACAAAAACUGCUCUCAGGUCAAAGAAAAGACAUUCAAACCCCAAAACUAUUCAUCCUCUUUCACUGUCUACCUGCAGCAAGACUUUAUCCUGUGUAAUCACAGCAACCAAGUUAGCUGGGAAUACAGUAAGAUCAAGUUUGACUGCAAGACAAUUACAGUUCCCAGUAGAGCCACCCUAAUUCAGAUUUCAACUUCAGCUGGUCUCUUUCUCUUGUCUGUCUUCAUUGCCCUUUGCAUUGUCACAAAAUGAAAUCAACCCGGACAAAUAUUGCAAUCAGAUUCUCUCAGGAGUGCCCUGACGGAUGAUGGAUGAGCUCCCACAAAACAAAAUCUAUUGUUUUUGUUUUGUUUUGUUUUGUUGGGGGGGAGGUGGGUGGGUCUUUGUGUCUUUUUAAUCUCCGUGUCUGUAGAUUCUUUCUUAGAUAUCUAUAAAAUAAUUAUAGCUUUGUCAUAAGCACUGGGAUGUUGAUAGACACAUUAGAUAGCAAGAAAGGAGGAGGGCAGGAAAACUGGCAAGAAAGCCAAUGCAUGAAGGAAUGAAAUAGUGAGCUCAUGCAUCAGAUAUGUUACACAAUUUUUUGGAUUUCAUGCCAUUUUUUACUUGUAUUUUCAAAUGUCAGCUUAAAGUCGAACCAAUAACUAUAUUUUGCAGAUUAUAAAAAUUCAUAUUUAAAAGGUUAUAACUGACUGUAAUAAAUGCCAAAAUCAACCAGGUCUCUCUGUUACACAUGUGAACCUUAAUGGAGAAAUAGUGUCAUGACGAAAUAUAGGUCAAAACUGGUGUCUGCUGAUUUUGCCACCUUUUAUACAUUGGAUGUGGAACUCCCAUUGGCAAUUCAAAGGAGGCUCACCAGUGGGAGUGUGGCUGUCAUGCAAAAUGAGUACGUGCUGUUGUGGCAGGCAUUUUUUUGACUGAUAGUAAUUUCAUAGUAAUUUAAGUAGUUUCCAGCUCAUACUGUGCAAAAAUUUUGAGCCACCCCUAAUUUCUUAAUAUUCUGGGAAAUAAUGGUAACAACCAUGCAACCGUGCAGCCUAUGUAAUAGCAUAACAAUUACAUGUGUAAAGCUAUUACUAAGUUAUCACUAAUAACUGUUCUUGAAAAGGUUACAGUUCUAACAAAUGUAUUAAAUCAACAACAGUAUAUUUUAGCUUCAAAGUAAAUGUAGUGUAAGUACACUCUUCUGUCAUUUAUGAGGCAGUUACAGUGGACUAAGGUGAAUUUCAUGUACAGUCUGAAAAAAAAAACCUUUUUAAACUUAUUCUGUGGUUACAUGCACUAAAGAAAUUAUCCUGUCACCACACGUUUACCACACAAUUUAUUAAAUACACCUUGGAUAUUU
This is a messenger RNA of Oreochromis aureus, 1929 nucleotides long. RefSeq lists its product as uncharacterized. The coding region runs from base 36 to 839 and encodes 267 amino acids. The record is from RefSeq and is a predicted model, not a curated record. The transcript has 5 exons. Lineage: Eukaryota; Metazoa; Chordata; Actinopteri; Cichliformes; Cichlidae.